CGACUGCACACCAGCCUUUGGCUUCUGAGAAAGAACCAGGACCGUGAGCGACUUCUGGAGUUUUGCGCUCACGCUGUUGGCGAAAAGCUCCAACCUACUCUCUUCAACACUCCAGACUUCCCCACCUUUUGAGGUAUUGCUUUUUGCGGUCGUCGAGGCACAUUCCCGAUUGAAAGCUCUUUAGGCACAAUAAUCGAGCGCAAUGGCACCACCGAGCAAUCGGGGAGUCAUUUUGGACAAGGGCGACGAUAUCGGCAGCCCCGCCGAGAACACAACGCAUGUCCAGCCGAAAGGCGCUUCGGAGACCCAGAGCUCUGAAAAUGAGGAUCAUGGAGUCCCGCAGUAUGCGGAUAGCGGAGUGAACCCGGUGCUAGAGGAAGAGGCGCAGAGUAAGGGGAGGUGGUUUGCGUACGUGACGACGAAGCAGUUUUGGGUGGCUAUGCUUCUUGGGCAGGUGCUCGCUAUAUGCAUUACCUCGACGAAUACGCUCAGCCAACUACUCUCGUUCGAAGGGACUAGCAUCCCUGCCUUCCAGACCUUCUUCAACUAUGUGCUGUUGAAUCUCAUCUACACCAGCUGGACGAUAUACAAGUACGGGCUUAAGAAGUGGGGGAAGCUCAUCUUGAAAGAUGGAUGGCGCUUCUUCAUCUUGGCCUUCUUUGACGUGGAAGGGAAUUACUUUGUUGUUCUGGCAUACCGAUACACUACGAUCCUUUCUGCCCAACUCAUCAACUUCUGGGCCAUAGUCAUUGUCGUCAUAAUCUCCUUCCUCUUCCUCCGCGUGCGCUACCACCUCACGCAAAUCGCUGGCAUCCUGCUCUGCAUCGGCGGCAUGGGCGUUCUGUUCGGCAGCGACCACAUCACCGGCUACAACGCUUUCCCCGCCUCCGACCAAGUCAAAGGCGACCUCUUCGCGCUUCUCGGCGCCACGUUCUACGGCCUGAGCAACUGCUUCGAGGAGUUUUUGGUGUCGGAGCGCCCGCUGUAUGAAGUCGUGGGACAGCUCGCGUUCUGGGGCAUGCUGAUCAACGGCACGCAAGCCGGUAUCUUCGAUCGCUCCUCUUUCCGGUCCGCGGUCUGGAACUCGAAAGUCGGAGGCUAUUUGACCGGCUACACGUUCAUUCUGGCCUUGUUCUACAGUCUCGCUCCCUUACUCUUUCGGCUCACCUCCGCGGCUUUCUUCAACAUCUCCCUCCUGACCGGAAACUUCUGGGGCGUCGCGAUUGGGGUCAAGGUCUUCCAUUUGCACAUCCAUUGGAUGUAUCCGAUUGCGUUCGUACUUAUCUUGCUGGGUCAGGUUAUCUACUUCUUGAGACAGAGUAGGCUGGCCGAGCAGGUUAAGCCUUGGUUGGGCGCUAAUCAGGAGGGAGGGCAUGCGGGAAUUGGGACCGCGAAGAGGAGGGUGGAGAGGCCGGAUACGAUUGUGUAGGGUGGCUUGAGUUGGGCUGGGGGUUGUGGAGGGUUGUAGAGAGCGAGGACCCGGCUGAUGUGCUGUUGGAUAAGACCCUAAAGGCCUUCAGGUUGGGUGAUGGGCGGAGCAGCGGUGGAGGGAAGACACACUGGCUACGCACUAGUCGCCGUCGUAGAUGUACGACUUCCGCAACAAGACUACACAGAACGCACGCUAAACUAUCACAAAACGGUUGGAGCCGUCAAACAAUCCCAUCAGCCCCAAUAGACAGAUAUAGAAACCUCAAACGCAAAAAGACUGACAAAUCUCAAAAUCUGUUCCC
Messenger RNA from Trematosphaeria pertusa, 1733 nucleotides. Its product is annotated as DUF914-domain-containing protein. NCBI's taxonomy places the organism in Eukaryota, Fungi, Ascomycota, Dothideomycetes, Pleosporales, Trematosphaeriaceae. Gene Ontology annotation, molecular function: transmembrane transporter activity. The record is from RefSeq and is a predicted model, not a curated record. The coding region runs from base 203 to 1429 and encodes 408 amino acids. Gene Ontology annotation, cellular component: membrane. Gene Ontology annotation, biological process: transmembrane transport. The transcript is spliced from 3 exons.